Messenger RNA from Ipomoea nil (Japanese morning glory), 2588 nucleotides. Its product is annotated as nuclear transport factor 2. The coding region runs from base 1981 to 2358 and encodes 125 amino acids. The transcript has 3 exons. The record is from RefSeq and is a predicted model, not a curated record. Gene Ontology annotation, cellular component: nuclear pore central transport channel. Lineage: Eukaryota; Viridiplantae; Streptophyta; Magnoliopsida; Solanales; Convolvulaceae. Gene Ontology annotation, biological process: nucleocytoplasmic transport.
UUCUUUGAGCAAGUAACUAUAUGUUUGAACAGGUGUCAACUUUGUAUUAGAGAUGAUGCUUAACAGUUUAAGUGAUAUCCAAUUUCUGUAGCUGGUGAUCUUAUCUGCCUGGUCAUUGAUUUCAUAAAAUGCCUGUUGGAGUAUACUUCUCAGUUCUCAUGGCAUACUUAUGAAGGAAAAUAUGCAUAGUAUCAUCAUCAUAAAAGCAUUUGGUUGCAUUUUCGUGGAAAAGAUUUUAGUACAUAAGAGUUUUGUUGCUUUUCAAAGAACUGUUUAGAAAACCUGACCUUGACAUCCUCUUAGCUAUUGUACUAAGAGUUCUGCUUCCUGUUGAUUCCUUAAUGUAGUCCUUUGAACCUGAACUACUUAACAUCAGGGUUUCCUCCAUCAUUAGAAGCUCUUGCAAGGUUGGUGUAAUCUCUAAACAUGGUAAUCAUGUGAAAUCACUUGGAAACUAAAACCACUUAAGUAACGUUUCCUCUGGUUUUAGGAGAUAUCACAAGUACAUGUAUGGAUGUGCAUACCAUUAGCUUAUUCCAUUUAAUAGAAUAUAAUAAACCUAUUUGACAUACAGAAUCUCUUUCCUAGACGACAUAACCUCUAUGUGCCUUGCAGAUUUGGCCUUGUUUGAUUCUUCCAAGUGUCUCAGACUUGAUCCCUUUCAUUAUAUUCUAACCAACUUCCAUUCAAAGUUUUCUUUGAAGAUUAAUUUAGAAUCUUGACAGUAUUGAUAUGCAUCCACUGUGAUUCUUUGCCUUGAAGGGCAACUAAACUGGUUUGAAUAGCCCUCAAACAUUACUCAAGUCAUCUGCUUAUUAUACUUCAGCAAAAAUAAACAAUUGAAUGCCAAGAAAUAUUUUUCUCUAAGAUCAGUGUCAUACAUAGUUGACUUAAGCAGAUUGAUGUCUAAACAGCUCUAUAAUUCUCUCCUUCAUUAGCUUUUCCCCGUAAAUAGUUGACUGAAGUAGAUUUACAUGUAAAUGGUUUUAUAAUUCUGCAACAAUAAGUUGUUGUCAAAGAUCCACUGUGUGGAUCACCUGGCUAUGCUAUUCUGGUUUUUGCCAGAUAUUCUGCUAUUUGAGUUGUAUUGUUUCCAAGUGUAGAACCCUUUCAGGGAAAUUUUCUUGUAUAUGUAAUUAAUGUUCCAUGUAAGAGAUCUUGAACUUUUUAUUCCCAAGCCCCAUUGCAGGUCGUGGCUGCAUUGUGAGGUCUAUAGACCUUAUUGCUUCGGUGAAGUGAUACCCAUGGAGUCCUCAAAUCUAGUUACUAAUGAUGUGUCUAUUCUUGAGAUUUAAGUGAUUUAACUUUAUUAGUUAGUUCAUUUUCAUUUGCCUUGAUAUAAAGGGGACAUAGCAUGUGGUUAAAGAAACCACAACAAUUUCAUUCCAGCUUGUGAUUGCCUUAACUGCAUUUGAUUGACUAUUUGAUGUCAGCAUUGCUACAUAUCUCUGCCUUGAACAGAUGAAUAUAAUGCUGGCAUUGCUCUGAUACUAUUAUGCAUCCAGCCCUACUUUAUAAUUAUGGAGUAUCAUUCUGUGGAAAUCGUUGCAUUUGAUUAGAAUCCGUGCAGAUACACUAUGUAGAUGGCAAAAGGUUUUUUUACAAAGAAUAUAGCCUUUUUUAUUGGACAGAUAUGGUCUAUGUUAUGCAAUCCAACUCCAUCUCUUAUCCAUUUGAUUUCCCAGACUUGAAGGUUCUUUCUCCUCUUUAUUACGGAGUAUUACUUAGCUAUGCGUACUAGUGUUGAGGAGCCAGGAGUUUUUAUUUUGUGAAAUGAUGGAGCUUUUGGCCAGGAAAGAAUAUAUUCUGGUCUGACUCAAACCUGUCUCCAUGGAAGUUAAACCAUCCUCUCUGGGAUAUAUAUGACCCUUUUUCAAAGUCAUGCAACAUGCUUGCGUAGGAUCUCUGAAUCAGGUUUUGUUUAUUAUAUGCACAAAAGUAAAAGAAGUGCUGGUGGUCGGCCAGAAAGCUUGAAGGAGAAUGGGAGAGCAAAUUGAAGUUGUUGGGAGAUCAUUUGUGGAUCAUUAUUACCAUCUCUUCGACAAUGACCGCCCCUCUCUUCGCUCCCUCUAUCAACCCAACUCAAUGCUAACAUUUGAGGGCCAGAAGUUGCAGGGCGGGGAAGACAUCUGUGCCAAGCUUAACGCCUUGCCAUUUGGGCAAUGCCGCCAUGUGGUUAGCACCGUCGACUCUCAACCAUCAUCCCUUGAUGGCGGAAUCAUCAUCUUUGUGAGUGGCAGCCUUCUAUUGCCAGGAGAAGAGCAUCCGCUCAGGUUUAGCCAGAUGUUUCACUUGAUUCCUACUGCAGAAGGAAGUUUCUUCGUGCAGAAUGACGUUUUUCGCCUCAAUUAUGGCUGAACCCCAACUGGAUUGGUUCUUGACUGAUGAGGAAGAAUUUCUUUCUUGUUUUUACUUCGAAAUAUGGAUGGAUUUGUUGAAUCUAUGAAUAAAUGUAUUUUUUGUUGCAAAUAUAUGCAACUCAAAACUAAGGUGCCAUUUGAUUCAUCUAUCAUUCAUGGGUGACUUGAAAGGGGUGGCUAAGUAGGUGUUAUGAUUCUUGUGUCUAAAGAUUAUGAGUUCGAUUCUUG